Molecule: messenger RNA, 636 nt
Organism: Symbiodinium necroappetens
Lineage: Eukaryota; Dinophyceae; Suessiales; Symbiodiniaceae
Source: the annotation of a GenBank genome assembly
AUGGUCACUGUGGAGGUGGUUGUCAAGAAAACGACAGCAUCCUUGUCCCUCGGGGGAAAUGCCACCUUUGGGGACCUCAUGAAGCGGCUCUUUACCGACCACGGCAUUGAUGUGUCAAAGCAAGUCAUCCUGUACCAGUGCAAGGAAUUCCGCAUGCCGCCUUACGAGCAAGGCAAGCUCGUGAUCUACGACGGCGAGCAGCGGGAGGUCACCGAGGACCGGACCCUGGCCGAGCUGAAAAUCGACGGCUCCGAGGCUCUGGUUUGUGGAGAGCUCCAGGACGAGUGGUUGGAGGAAGUGAAGUGGGGCGCUUUCGGACACACUCUAUACGAGGCCUUGUCAGCUUUGCAUGGCUUUGCAAGGCUCAUACCUGUACAUGUGCCCGCAGAGGCAGACUACUUGAACCACCGCGAGUUCGUGCCCGCUCCCUUUGCUCGACCCGCCUUUACCUGGUCGGCCCAGGCUCCCCCUGGUGGGGCCGUGGCAUCCGUGCAAGGUACCAGGCUGAUCUCGGCGCCGCAGAUGACGUCAAUGCCCGCGCAGUAUGUGGUCGACAGGGGCAGUUAUCAGCAGCCGACCUGGCCGACCACCGUGAUAAACAAUCCGCAGAUCCUCCCAGGAAGCCGCUUCACAUGA